AUGUCAGUGGUGCACAAAUUUCAGUUUCAGAUCGAGCAUCAUCUAUUUCCAACAUUACCACGUCCGAAUCUCCACCAGGCAUCAAUCCGAGUGAGGAAGUACUGUGAACUGAAUGGUCUACCGUACAUGGUAGAUGACUACUGGACUGGAUAUCUUUUAAUACUGGAUCAGUUAAAGAAAAUUGCCAGACUGGUAACUAAAAUGGCAUACGCUCGUCAUCAAAACCUAUGUGAUUGA
Gongylonema pulchrum is the source of this 237-nucleotide messenger RNA. The record is from the annotation of a GenBank genome assembly. Lineage: Eukaryota; Metazoa; Nematoda; Chromadorea; Rhabditida; Gongylonematidae.